This is a messenger RNA of Anarrhichthys ocellatus (wolf-eel), 1314 nucleotides long. Its product is annotated as chitinase-3-like protein 1. The record is from RefSeq and is a predicted model, not a curated record. NCBI's taxonomy places the organism in Eukaryota, Metazoa, Chordata, Actinopteri, Perciformes, Anarhichadidae. Gene Ontology annotation, cellular component: extracellular region. Gene Ontology annotation, biological process: carbohydrate metabolic process. Gene Ontology annotation, molecular function: chitin binding. The transcript is spliced from 10 exons. Bases 1 to 1314 code for a protein of 437 amino acids.
AUGGACAAGCUCACUCUAACUACAGCUACUUCCUCUAGGCUGGUGUGUUACUAUAACAGCUUGGCUGAAAAUAGACCAGACUAUGGACAGUUCUCAGUUUCAGAUAUCGAUCCGAACAAGUGUACCCAUCUGAUCUAUGCCUUUUCCGACAUAAACAACACAAAUGAGCUGGUCCCCAGUUGUGACACUGACAUAUCACGAUAUGAGUUGUUCAAUGGACUCAAAAACAGAAAUCCACUGCUCAAAACCCUAUUGGCGGUUGGUGGCUUGAGGUUUAACACAAAAAAAUUCAGUACAAUGGUGGCAGACCCACAAAACAGAACAAAGUUCAUCAAGUCUGCGAUCACACUACUGAGAGAUAAUGGUUUUGAUGGAAUAAACCUGGACUGGAGGUACCCUGGGGGACAGGACAAGGGGAGAUUCACACUGCUGUGCCAGGAACUCAAUGAGGCCUUUGUGGCUGAAGGAAACUCAACUAACGGUGACAGGUUAAUCGUCACUGCAAGUGUCUCUGCUGAGAAAGCAACCAUCGAUGCCGGUUAUGAAGUCUCACAGAUUGCCAUGCAUCUGGAUUUCAUUAAUGUGUUAACAUUUGACUUUCACGGCCACUGGGAAAGUGUCACAGGACAUCACAGCCCCUUAUACAACGGAACUCAAGACACUGGAGACGAAAUCUACUUGAACACUGACUAUGCCAUGCGGUACUGGCGGGAACAAGGAGCACCUGGACAAAAGCUAAACUUGGGGUUAGCGGCAUAUGGGCGUGCUUUUAACCUCUCCACUGAAUCCAGUGACGUUGGUGCACCAACCAAUGGUCCUGGUGAAGAAGGCUGCUACACCGGUGAAGAAGGAUUCUGGGCCUCUUAUGAGACUUGCCUUUAUAUUGAAGGGGAUACUACCCAUCUGAUUGUUGAUCAGGAAGUUCCAUAUGCCGUCACAGAAAAUCAGUGGGUUGGAUUUGACAACAAAGCCAGUCUUGAUACUAAGGUCAAUUACCUAAAAACUAACGACUUUGGAGGAGCCUGUGUCUGGUCUCUGGACCUGGACGACACUACUGGACAGUUCUGUAAAAUGGGCAAAUGCCCUUUCAUCAGCCACCUGCAUGAUAUCCUGCCUCAGCAAUACAACUCUCCCAACCACCAACAUAACAAUUCCCAUCACCACAGCAACUACCACUACAAUUCUCCUUACCACAACAAUGCCGACUACCACAACUCCCCCUACCACAACAACAAUCAUUGCGACUACCAUAACAACUCCCCUUACAACGACCACAACAACUCCCCCUACUACAACUACAACAAUGAUGACUAA